Molecule: messenger RNA, 840 nt
Organism: Suillus subaureus
Lineage: Eukaryota; Fungi; Basidiomycota; Agaricomycetes; Boletales; Suillaceae
Exons: 8
Coding region: 1-840 (279 amino acids)
Source: RefSeq, a predicted model, not a curated record
AUGGGCCAACACUUUUGCUACUGGCAUGAAUUGGUGGUGCAUUGGUUAGCUCAGGAGAUCAACAUGGUCAUGGGUGCAUUUGUGGGAGAGGAGGAUGAAGCUGAGGAUGUGACUGAGCAGCUGAGUGAGUCAGGUUGUGUCUUUCACACCAGGAAUGAGAAAGCAUUCAUAACAUACCUGGGGGAUAUUGAUGAGGUAGCAAAGCAGUUGUUUUCCACCUAUAAUGGUAUGGUAGACACAGUGACAGAGGAUUAUUUGGAGGCAAUGCCUAUCUAUCAGGACAAAGUCAUUGAGGCACUUCAGGAUGCUUAUGACCAGCAAGAGACAAUAAAGGAUGGAUACACUGAGUGCUUGUGGUGGUUCCAUACCAAAGUGUUGUUCAGCACAAUCAGGUUUGAGCAAGGGAUCUACAAGGAGCAAAUGAUUCAAGCAAUGAGAGUGGUAAUGGAGAGGAGGCUGAAAAUGAAAGACAAGAUUGAUAUAAAGUGGGCUGAGUCAAAACAGUUAAUGAAGGAUAUGACAGAGCACCCGUACACAGUGAUGAAGAAGCACAUAGACUCCAGGAAUGAAGCCACUGUUGGUGACUGGGUGGGACUGGCAAUGCAAGAGUGUAAAAAAGCAUGUACCCUGAGAUACAAAGCUAUCGAUCCAAGGCCUGGUCUUGGAGAUGGAGAUCAUGUCAGUUUACCGCCCCAGGGUGUUGGCAGGCCUGAUGGUGUGGAGUCUGCACAAUACACUCGCAGAGUUGAUGAACAUACACUGGCAAUGAUCAAAGCUCAAACCUGCAACAGCAGGAUUGCUCAUGACUCUAUCAUCAUGAACAUACUGGGAUGGUGUUAG